Ruditapes philippinarum (Manila clam) is the source of this 477-nucleotide messenger RNA. RefSeq lists its product as uncharacterized. Lineage: Eukaryota; Metazoa; Mollusca; Bivalvia; Venerida; Veneridae. Bases 49 to 405 code for a protein of 118 amino acids. The record is from RefSeq and is a predicted model, not a curated record. The transcript is spliced from 3 exons.
GUUAAAACUUUUUUAGAUUAUUCAGUAUCUACCACAAACGUUCUGAAAAUGAUUGGAAAAUCUCUUUUUCGUCUUUCAACACUAUGCGCAGCGAUCAUUUUAGUUGCACAUGUAUCCGAGACCGCAGCUAUAGAUGUUCCUUUAAAGCAGUUGGAAGUAUACAAAGGCGAAGAAAUAUAUCUACAAUGUGCUGUGGAUGAUCUGGGAUCAAAUACCGUUACAUGGGAAAAAGGUAGCAAGAAGAUAACAUCAGGUGUCAACAUUCUUAUAAAAGAUUCCAGAGUGACAAUUCAGAGACCAUACAACAGAGACUGGAACCUUUUAGUGUCGACAGGGCUAAAUCUUCCGACCAAGGAGUAUACACUUGUAGAGUCAAUUCCAGCCCGCCUCAAUUUGGAUCAGUGAAAGUUACAGUGGUAGAGGACAACUGAAAAGCUACUUAACCAGCAAUUAUGUUUUUCACAGAAUGAACUGUAA